AUGAAUAGGAUUAAGAAUAAUACACAAUUAAAAACAUCAUUACAAAGACUAUUCUUAAAAAAUAAUACCACAAAGAGAAUGAAUUCCACCAUUUCUAAUAAUAAAAAUAAUCUACCAGAUGUUACUUUUAAAGUAGCAGGUAACACUACUAGAGUUAUCACUCUAAACAGACCAAAAAAGUUAAAUGCUCUGAGUACUUCAAUGUGUUCAUCUAUUGCUCAACACAUUUUAGAAUAUAACAAAUCACAAGUUAACUCCUCUAUAAUUAUCAAUUCUUCUAAUUCACCAAGAUCUUUUUGUAGUGGCGGUGAUGUAGCUCAGGUCGCUCUUGACAAUUUGCAAUCCAAGAAGGACAAAUCUGUCGAAUUUUUUCAACAAGAGUAUAGUUUGAACAAUUUAAUUGCUACUAGUAACAGACCAAUCAUCACUAUUAUGGAUGGCAUUGUUAUGGGUGGCGGUGUCGGAUUAACUACCCAUGCUCCGAUUAGAAUUGCUACCGAAAACACCAAAUGGUGCAUGCCAGAAAUGGAUAUUGGGUUUUUUCCUGAUGUUGGCGUCACUUUUUCCUUACCCAAGCAGGCUACCGUUGGUGGGUCAAGAGGUCAAUUACCCUUAUACUUAUGUUUGACUGGUGAUGUGUUAAAUGGUAUUGAUACCUAUUUAUCUGGCUUUGCUACCCACUACAUUAAUAGCCAUAAUCUACCAGAUUUACAAGCUAGGCUAGGGGAGUUGAGUCCUCCAAAUAAUAGCGACAAACGUAGUGAACUAAUGGGUUUCAGUAAAACCGUUGAAGAAUUCACUUCUAGUUUACCACAUGACUACAAAUUUAAGUAUACAAUUGAACAAUUAGAUGUCAUCGAAGAAGUCUUUUCAAUUGAUAGUGAUUUGACUUUGAUCACCCUAUAUGAUAGAUUGAAAAAAGUAAUUAAGGAACAACAUAACACCGCAGGUGCUACAUUUGCUUCUUCUAUUUUGCAGAAAUUAACUUUGGAAAAGUCCCAAAUCUCUAUACAAGUUGCUAUUGAACAAUUCAAAAGGAAUAUGUUUGCUCCUAGAGCAAGCGCAGCACUAAAACAAGAUUUAAUAACAGCUUCUAACUUUUGUUAUCAAAGCUCCUUGAAUGAGUUUACUCCAGCUGUUAAGCAUAAAUUAAUAGACAAAAUUCGUGAUAAGCCAUAUGAAUGGAAAUUAAGAGAACCCUUAUCCAACGAUAAAUUAGCCAAAUUGUUAUCACAAACACCAUCCAGUAAUACAGAACUGCUUGAAUACAAUAGCUUAGAAAACAGUAGCAGUCCUAGAUAUAUUAAUUUGGGUUUGCCUACGGAAGCUGAUGUGGCCAAAUAUAUUAAGGGGGAAGAUAAUAGUAACAGAACGGUUGUUCCAACUAAUGAAAAUAUUAUAAGCUAUUUCACAAAGUAUGGGCAAGGAUCUAGUAAAAUUGGCUGCAAAUAUUUAUUGCAACAUUUGAUUCUACCAAGAAAGUGUAAUACUGAUAAAUAUACUCGCACAGUUCAAUGGAAAGAAGCUAGCAAAUUAUGA
This is a messenger RNA of Saccharomycodes ludwigii, 1539 nucleotides long. It is a transcript of the gene EHD3, whose product is annotated as mitochondrial 37S ribosomal protein mS47. Gene Ontology annotation, molecular function: 3-hydroxyisobutyryl-CoA hydrolase activity. The coding region runs from base 1 to 1539 and encodes 512 amino acids. Gene Ontology annotation, biological process: L-valine catabolic process. Gene Ontology annotation, cellular component: mitochondrion. NCBI's taxonomy places the organism in Eukaryota, Fungi, Ascomycota, Saccharomycetes, Saccharomycodales, Saccharomycodaceae. The transcript has a single exon. The record is from RefSeq and is a predicted model, not a curated record.